Dreissena polymorpha is the source of this 1457-nucleotide messenger RNA. RefSeq names its product adhesion G protein-coupled receptor B2-like. Lineage: Eukaryota; Metazoa; Mollusca; Bivalvia; Myida; Dreissenidae. The transcript is spliced from 12 exons. The coding region runs from base 225 to 1457 and encodes 410 amino acids. Gene Ontology annotation, cellular component: membrane. The record is from RefSeq and is a predicted model, not a curated record. Gene Ontology annotation, biological process: negative regulation of angiogenesis; adenylate cyclase-activating G protein-coupled receptor signaling pathway; cell surface receptor signaling pathway. Gene Ontology annotation, molecular function: G protein-coupled receptor activity.
AAACAUAAAUCAAAUUAAUAUGUUGUUAAGUUCUAUGUAUUUAUGUGUGUCAUUGGUUCUGUUUUCAGCAAAGCUUGUCAGACCCUGUAUGUGCUUAUCUUCAAUUCGAUAAAAGCGGUGGCCCUAAUGUCUGGUCUACCGAAGGCUGCUCGCUGACGUCCUUUGACAGGAACACUGGCAUUGUUAACUGCACGUGUAGCCACCUGACCAACUUCGCCGUACUGAUGAGUCCGGCAGUUAUGAGGACGGCGGAAGCGCACGUACACAGCCGUGCUUUAGGAAUGUUCUCUAUCAUAGGAUGUUCUGUUUCAAUGGUCGGACUUGCCCUCACCGUCAUCGUUCAUCUUGUGUUCUGGAGAUCGCUCUCAUCAGAACGGACUGUUUUGUUGAUGAAUGUAUGCGCAACAUUCUUCAUCGGCUAUAUUGUGUUUUUAACCGGAAUCGAGAAAACAACAAAUUCGACUGUAUGCACAGCCAUCGCUGUUAUCCUGCACUACAUUUUCCUCGUCGUGUUCUUUCUGAUGUUGGCCGAGGGACUCAUGAUCACAUACCUGGUGUUAAGCCCGUACCGCAAACGGCGCGUUGUGAAGCCGUUCAUAAUUGCUGCAUACGCAAUUCCGAUUUUGAUAGUUGGAAUUUCGAUUGGCGUCACACAGCUGAAAGGAUACGGAAACGAGACAUUUUGCUGGUUGACGGUCGAUAAUGGUUUAUUUUGGGCAUUUGCUGGACCAAUCAUUGUAGUCGUCGUUGGAAAUAUUGUCAAUCUUGGGAUUAUCCUGAAGUUUGGGAUCUGUGGCAUUUCUGCCAUGGCAAAGAAAUCGGAUCUGGAAAAAAUCAAAACGGGCGCACGGAGUGUCGGUGUACUGACUCCCAUGUUUGGCAUCACGUGGCUUAUUGGCGUAUUUGCAGUCAAUGACUCCACAUUGGUCUUUCAGUGGCUUUUUGUCAUACUGAACUCACUGCAGGGUCUAAUGAUAUUUAUUGUCAAAUGCCCACUGGAUAAAAAGGUUCAAGAUGCCUUCAAACAGAAGCGACGACGAUUGUUCUUUGCUAAAAGUAGCACCUCUGAUGGAAAAACGAACAAGAGAAAGAACAACAUAAAAAUAUUAAAUAUACCAGAGAACAGGGAUGAAAAUGAUGAAUCAAUGGCCAAAACGGUAAUCGGGAUCCUGAAAACUCAUAUCGAGGUUGACUUGCAGCCAAUCGAUACAGUAGCCAUGCAUCGUAUCCCAACAAAGAAGGGACAGGCCCGUCCAGUGCUCAUCAAACUGAGAAAUAACUCAGUAAAAUCUGCCAUAAUGAGGAAACGGGCACCAAUGAAGAAUGGCGGAUACAAACUUGUCGAUGAUGUCACCAAGCCCAAUCAAGGGCUCAUCAACAGGCUCCACCUUCACCCAGACAUCGAAAGUGCCUGGUAUUUCAAUGGGGGCGGUGUACGGGCUAACUUUCGCAGGUGA